CGGGGGCUGCGGCUCGCGGCGCGGAUCCUGCUGUCUUGUGCGCUCGGCGCGCGGCUCCGGAGAGGCGCCCGCAGCCCCGGGCGGCGCGCGAGGUCUCGCCUGCGCUCUGAGAUUUUCUGAUACAAUGGCAACCCCACGGGGGAGGACAAAGAAAAAAGCAUCUUUUGAUCAUUCUCCAGAUAGCCUUCCUUUGAGGAGCUCCGGUAGGCAGGCGAAGAAAAAGGCCACAGAGACGACAGACGAGGAUGAAGAUGGUGGGUCAGAGAAGAAGUACAGGAAAUGCGAAAAAGCCGGCUGUACAGCCGCGUGUCCCGUGUGCUUUGCAAGCGCUUCUGAAAGAUGUGCCAAAAAUGGCUACACAUCCCGGUGGUAUCACCUCUCCUGUGGGGAGCAUUUCUGUAAUGAAUGCUUUGACCAUUACUAUAGAAGCCAUAAGGAUGGAUAUGACAAAUAUACUACAUGGAAAAAAAUAUGGACUAGCAAUGGAAAAACUGAACCUAGUCCCAAAGCUUUCAUGGCAGACCAGCAGCUCCCCUACUGGGUUCAAUGUACAAAACCUGAGUGUAGAAAAUGGAGGCAACUUACCAAGGAAAUCCAGCUGACUCCACAGAUAGCAAAGACGUACCGAUGUGGUAUGAAACCAAAUACUGCUGUUAAGCCUGAGACCUCAGAUCAUUGUUCGCUUCCAGAGGAUCUAAGAGUGUCAGAAGUUUCCAACCAUUGGUGGUACUCCAUGCUCAUCCUACCUCCUUUGCUGAAAGAUAGCGUGGCAGCACCCCUGCUCUCUGCCUACUACCCCGACUGCGUUGGCAUGAGCCCGUCCUGCACCAGCACACACCGCGCGGCCAGCGACACCAGUCCUGGGAAGCUGGAGCACUCCAAGGCAGUCCCCUCUGUGCUGGUUCCAGGCAUGAACCGGUACUUCCAGCCUUUCUACCAGCCCAACGAGUGCGGCAAAGCCUUGUGCGUGAGGCCAGACGUGAUGGAGCUGGAUGAGCUCUAUGAGUUCCCAGAGUAUUCCCGAGACCCCACCAUGUACCUGGCUCUGAGGAACCUCAUCCUCGCCCUGUGGUAUACUAACUGCAAGGAAGCUCUUACUCCUCAGAAAUGUAUUCCUCACAUCAUCGUCCGGGGUCUCGUGCGCAUCCGAUGUGUUCAGGAAGUGGAGAGGAUACUUUAUUUUAUGACGAGGAAAGGUCUCAUCAACACAGGAGUUCUCACUGUCGGCACUGACCAGCAUCUUCUUCCUAAAGAUUAUCACAACAAAUCAGUCAUCAUUAUUGGGGCUGGUCCAGCAGGAUUAGCAGCUGCUAGGCAACUGCAUAACUUUGGAAUUAAGGUGACUGUCCUGGAGGCCAAAGACAGAAUUGGAGGCCGAGUGUGGGAUGAUAAGUCUUUCACAGGCGUCACAGUGGGACGAGGAGCCCAGAUUGUCAACGGCUGUAUUAACAACCCAGUAGCACUCAUGUGUGAACAACUUGGCAUCAGCAUGCAUAAAUUUGGAGAAAGAUGUGACUUAAUUCAGGAAGGUGGAAGAAUAACUGACCCCACUAUUGACAAGCGCAUGGAUUUUCAUUUUAAUGCUCUCUUGGAUGUGGUCUCUGAGUGGAGGAAGGAUAAGACUCAGCUCCAAGAUGUCCCUUUAGGAGAAAAGAUAGAGGAGAUCUACAAAGCUUUUAUUAAGGAGUCUGGAAUCCAAUUCAGUGAGCUGGAGGAGCAGGUCCUUCAGUUCCAUCUCAGUAACCUGGAAUAUGCCUGUGGCAACAACCUCCAUCAGGUGUCUGCUCGCUCCUGGGACCACAAUGAAUUCUUUGCCCAGUUUGCCGGUGACCACACCCUCCUCACUCCCGGAUACUCCGUCAUCUUGGAAAAACUGGCAGAGGGACUGGACAUUCGGCUCAGAUCUCCAGUACAGAGUAUUGAUUAUUCUGGAGAUGAAGUGCAAGUUACCACUACAGAUGGGACAGAGUGUACAGCACAAAAGGUGUUAGUGACUGUGCCCCUGGCCUUACUGCAGAAAGGUUCCCUUCAGUUUAAUCCACCAUUGUCAGACAAGAAGAUGAAGGCUAUCAACAGCUUAGGUGCAGGUAUCAUUGAAAAGAUUGCCUUGCAAUUUCCCUAUAGAUUUUGGGACAGUAAAGUUCAAGGGGCUGACUUUUUUGGUCACGUUCCUCCUAGUGCCAGCAAGCGAGGGCUUUUUGCCGUGUUCUAUGACAUGGAUCCCCAGAAGCAGCACAGCGUGUUGAUGUCGGUGAUCGCGGGGGAGGCGGUGGCUGCCGUCAGGAGCCUGGAGGACAAGCAGGUGCUGCAACAGUGCAUGGCCACCCUGCGCGAGCUCUUCAAGGAGCAGGAAGUCCCAGAUCCCACGAAGUGUUUUGUCACCCGGUGGAGCACAGACCCCUGGAUCCAGAUGGCAUACAGCUUCGUGAAGACAGGGGGCAGUGGUGAGGCCUACGACAUCCUUGCUGAGGAAAUACAAGGAACCAUUUUUUUUGCUGGCGAGGCAACAAACAGGCAUUUUCCACAAACUGUUACAGGGGCAUAUUUGAGUGGUGUUCGAGAAGCAAGCAAGAUUGCGGCAUUUUAAACAAUUUAUCUGGACCCAGCUUUCUUCUCCCAAAUGGGAGAGUCUGAAAAACAUGUUAAACCUCACUUUGAUAAAAUCAAACAAACAAAAAAUCCUCUCUGGGUAGCAAAACUGAAAUGUUCUAAGGUGGCAUGGUAAUGUAAACCCAUUUUACCACUCUGAAAGCACUAGCCCCAAGAAUCCUUCUGUAAGCACUUAUAUUUAAUGGCAUUUUCCACAGGUCUGACUAGCGCUAAAUCUUCCGGAUCUCAGAAUAAGGCAGAAUAUAACCUUAAAUUAAGACCUUGGAUAUGAUCCUUCCAUGGUUGGAGAUUCCCUUUAAAUCUGACAUUUUUUUGGCUGACCAAU
Molecule: messenger RNA, 2935 nt
Organism: Eubalaena glacialis (North Atlantic right whale)
Lineage: Eukaryota; Metazoa; Chordata; Mammalia; Artiodactyla; Balaenidae
Gene: KDM1B
Product: lysine demethylase 1B
Exons: 21
Coding region: 125-2587 (820 amino acids)
Molecular function (GO): protein binding; oxidoreductase activity; zinc ion binding
Source: RefSeq, a predicted model, not a curated record